CAUCGCACAGCAGGUGACAGUGAGAGGAUUGCCCUGACACUUACACUGUCACACAGCCUAUAUGAUCACGUUCAUCCCCGACAACUCCAGAUGUUGCCAGAUGUCUGUUUUCGAAGAUUAAUUAUACACCAAGUACGUCCAUCAUUGAUGCACACAGAGGACUUCCAUUAUUCUGUCGCCCACACGCCAACAGAAGACGCCCUUCAACGUAUGGAGAACAAUUCAUGGACAUUUAAUGUUUAAACAAGAAGAUAGUAAGGAAGAUUCACAUCAGUGAUAACUUGCUCUUUGUUCCGUCAAGGAUGGCCAGGUGAUGGGAGAACUGUCCGACGAUUAUCUCUGACCCGUGUGUGUAUUUGAAUACAAACUGUGGCAAGUCGACAUUAUAUUUUUUCAUCUGUGAACUUUUGUAUAGAUACACGUGAGUGAAGGCAAAGGGACCAAUAGAACACUGGAAGAUUAACUAUUUCUUCAUAUGACGUCACCGUAUUUGUGCCGUUAAUGGAUGUCCUUGUCCGAGAAUGGCGACACGAGAGAUUGCAACUGGAACCGUCUCCAGCGGUCCACAUAUUGACUACCCAACUGUUGUGAUAGUGUUUACAAUAUUGCAGGCUGUUGUGAUGGUGGUGGCGUCGUUUGGCAACCUCAUGGUGAUCGUCGCCUUUGUGCGUUACAUGGACUUGCGGCGCGCCACCAACAAGUUCAUCAUCAACCUUGCAAUAUCCGAUCUUCUCACGGGUCUCGUCAUGGUGUACCAGAUCACUUCCUUCUACGUUCCCGCCAUGAGCCGCCAUCUUGUCUCGUGUCUACUACAGUUCCAGACGAUAUCAGUGUUCACGCUGUCGUCUCAACUCAGCGUCACCUUCUGCACCAUCGACCGCUACAUCGCAAUCUCCAUCCCCUUCAAGCACGACGCCAUCAUGUCCCCCCGCAACACCGCCAUCAUGAUCAGCGUCCCGUGGGUGUACGGAAUCAUUAUUGGCGCCCUCCCCUUCAUCGGCGUCAACAACUGGACCGACGGUUCAGCCUGCAUAUACGAACUGGUCGUCACACCCGCCCAACUGUACAUAUCUGCCCUCACCACGUGGUCACAGACGAUACCGUGUUUCAUCAUGUAUGGGAUAAUAUUCAAGGUGGCUUGGGACAGAAAGAAGCGGAUUCGACCCACGAACAGAGUAUUGGUUCACCGAAUCGAAGUCCACUCGAGUGUCAUGAUGGGGAUUGUCACAGUAGCCUUCACGGCGUGCUGGCUGCCAUACAGUGUCACGACCUUUAUGCAGGCGCUCAACUUUAACCCCACAGUGUCCUUCGUGGGCAACUGUCUGGUGUUCGUUGGAGUAGCGCACAGCAUUGUAAAUCCCUUCAUUUACGCAUGGCAGAAGCGAGAGUUCCGUCGCGCGUGUGGUCGUCUGCUGUGCCCGAUGUCGUCUGCUCGGCGUAAUCAACAACCUCGCGUGAAAACCAUCAGUCAUCAAUCGGACAGAUCUGAUGCGACAUGAUGGAGAACCGACAAGUGAGUGGGUGUUAACGGUGAUCUAGAUAUGUGUGUGUGCACCCGUCGCCCACAGACUGAACAUACUGGAUGCACAUGGCCGGAGCGGUUCCUGCAGGAACCUAGUGACCAUCGGCCAUUAAAAGGUCAACCUGAGUUCAGGUGUGGCCCUAUUCUAUAAGCUCCUAGAAGCAGCCAAGUACACUGAGUGUUUGUUUACAUGUAUCCACUUCCUUUAAAUUUAUCAUAUAUUAAUACUAGAUGCAUUGGUAGAACCUCUGUCACACAGGGACGACCAUUGGACAAUCGAGUGGAUGGACCUGAUAUUUGUCGUUUUACUUACAGAAUUUACUGAAAAAUCUGAUUUGAUUCAUGUAUUAAACAGUUGUUCAGCUUCUCCGUUAGGAACACAAGUUGUGUCUCGAAGCAGACAGAACCAGGCUAUUACAUGUCGGCCCCGUACAGGAGCUAGUACGACUGAAGUGGUUGUAAGAUGUGGCCGUUUAAACAUUGGCUGUCUGGGCACGGUGACACGUGUUGCCGCCGAGGUCUACCCAACAUGUUCUCCUGCUGUCUUCUAAGAUCUAUUUCAGUCAAUCUAGGACCCGUAGCAAUGGAAACGUCGUCACUUGAAUUCCCACACCAGUGAGGUGACACCUCUUUGCCAUCUCUACAAGCCUUGGUUGUCUGUGUUAAGUGUCAGUAUAAUUAUAUCUACCGCAUGGGGUUACCGCAUGGGGUUGUCACGCCGUAUAAGGGUCCGUAACUCGCUGUGCGGAGUUGCUUCCCUUAGUUGUUCCAGAAUUAUGAGACUUGCUUUUGUCAGACCCAUACCCGUGCUCCUUGGUAUCCCCCAAAUCGUAACAAUCUAAGACCUAUAUAAUUUCGGGCUACCCUUCCACAUUAAACUGCCACGCUGAGACAUGACUGACAUACUUUUGAAAUCGCGUAUAACCUCACCUCACACACUAACUAUGUCAAGAUCCGGGUGAUAAUGGGUCUUCAGCAACCCAUGAUUGUCGUAAGAGGCGACUAACGGGAUCGGGUGUCAUGCUCGCUAAGAUCGCUUUAUGGAACGGGGCGCAGGUGUAUAUAGCUGUAUAACCGUACAAAAACAACAUAAUUCAGAUCGACAUUUGACAUGUAUAUUAUUCGUAUAUGUGGUAGGUCCAGCGUGGUAGAAAAUUCCAGGGUUUACUUAUAAAGGGAUAAACUUUGAUUCUACUGCUCAAGUGUCCACACAAUUGACAGGAACACUGUAUACAUAGUAAGUGUUUGAUUGUUGUUUAACGCCGCACUCGAUUAUUUACAGACCGCCGUCAUAUAGCUGGAAUACUGCUGAGUGCGGCGUUAAACAACAAUCAAACACUUAUAGUGUUCCUGUCAUUCCAGGUACUCCAGUGAUUGCCAUCAUGAGCAUCGUACCACGCUAUUGGGGUCGAGUUUUACAACUAUUUUCCCACAAGAUUGACGAAAAAGAUCACAAUUAUCCUGGGAUUAGAAGCCAGAAUAAAUAAAAAUACGCAUUGACUUUCGUUUUCUUUUAAUCCUAUCAUUUUCAGUCACUGGGCGUUGAAAUAGACCACACAUAUGUUUGAAAUUCGUUAUCAUAAUAUAAUUAAUGGAAAAUAAUUGGAAAAUGAAAAUUUCAGUCAUUUUAGUUAUACAUGCUCUUUUGUG
This is a messenger RNA of Haliotis rufescens (red abalone), 3172 nucleotides long. RefSeq names its product dopamine receptor 2-like. Gene Ontology annotation, cellular component: membrane. Gene Ontology annotation, molecular function: G protein-coupled receptor activity. The record is from RefSeq and is a predicted model, not a curated record. Gene Ontology annotation, biological process: G protein-coupled receptor signaling pathway. The coding region runs from base 522 to 1499 and encodes 325 amino acids. The transcript is spliced from 2 exons. Lineage: Eukaryota; Metazoa; Mollusca; Gastropoda; Lepetellida; Haliotidae.